This is a messenger RNA of Tachysurus vachellii, 2135 nucleotides long. RefSeq names its product NUS1 dehydrodolichyl diphosphate synthase subunit (gene nus1). Gene Ontology annotation, cellular component: endoplasmic reticulum membrane; dehydrodolichyl diphosphate synthase complex. Gene Ontology annotation, molecular function: ditrans,polycis-polyprenyl diphosphate synthase [(2E,6E)-farnesyl diphosphate specific] activity. NCBI's taxonomy places the organism in Eukaryota, Metazoa, Chordata, Actinopteri, Siluriformes, Bagridae. The coding region runs from base 121 to 939 and encodes 272 amino acids. The transcript is spliced from 5 exons. The record is from RefSeq and is a predicted model, not a curated record.
UACACGUAAAUCGGCGAGUUCAAAGUGUAAAGGUUUAGCAAAAUGGCGGCGUUGAGUUUGAGGUGUUGGCAGUAACUGAAUGGCUCGUUACCGGCUUGGUCCGUUAGUGUUUUAUUAGUUAUGGCGUUACUGUACGAUUUGGCCUGGCGUGUGUUACACGUCGUCGUCCAGCUACAGCGCGCGGCCUUGUCGUGGUACCAGGCGCGCGCGUGGAAGCGCACUUGGCUGCUAUGGAGACGCGCCGCGGCCGCGGUGCUGCUGCCGUUAGCACUCGGAGCGGCGGCGGGGGGGAAGAGACCGAGCCGCCGGAGUCGGGUGCUGACGGACGGGAAGGCUUUAGACAAGCUGCCGCUGCACGUCGGACUGCUGGUCGCAGAGGAGGAGCUUCAGUACACCGACAUCGCUAAUGUUGUAGUGUGGUGCAUGGCGCUGGGAAUCUCUUAUGUCAGCGUGUAUGAUCACCAAGGUGUGUUCAGGAGGAACAACUCCAGACUAAUGGAGGAGAUCGUGAAGCAGCAGAAGGAGCUCCUUGGCUCGGAAAGCUGCAAGUACACGACCGAGUUCCUGAACAAUGGCACAGACGCACAGGAACAAGUGUCAUGGUGCCAGUCGGUGGUAAAGAUCUUGUCUCCUGAUGACGGGAAGCUCAGUAUCGUGCGAGCGGCGCAGCAGCUGUGUAAGGCCGUGGAGCAGAAAGAGAGCACACCCAAAGACAUCAGCGUCACCGCACUGGACACUUUACUGCGAGAGUCAAACACCCUCCCAGACCCCGAGCUGGUGCUGAAGUUCGGCCCUGUGGAGAGCACACUUGGCUUCCUGCCGUGGCACAUCAGACUAACAGAGUUCAUCUCUUUGCCUUCCCACAAAGACGUCUCUUACGACGACUUCCUCUGCGCUCUUCGGCGUUACGCUUCCUGUGAGCAGCGGCUGGGGAAGUGAGCAAGUCCUCUAAAAAAAAAACCCUGAACUGAAGGAAGCCACAAGAGAGAACAUCGUCUCUCUCUAUCUCUCUCUCUAUGUUUACAAAACACGCAGCUGAGCAUCAGCAUCCCGACGCCGCAUCAGCAUCUCAACACACACGGUCCGGUUCUGACUCCGUACACCGUGUGUGUGUAUGUGUGUGUGUGUGUGUGUGUGUGCAAGGAGCAGACCUUCCUUUCAUCUGUGAGCAGUCCCAGAGGCGGUUAGCAAUGUGGUGUAAUUUUCAGCGUCAUACUUCGUCCCAUUUUGUCCGUGUGUGUGUGUGUGUAAGCGCUGUAGCGUGGGACGCUGAGUCAGCCAGCACUCUGCACUGACGACCUGGAACCUAACGACGGGGAAAACCGGUCAUCCAUCACAACAUCUUAGCUGCACAUGUCACAAGGAAACUCAUUAUUGACUGAAAUAAGUAUACUGCAGCCGGAACGAAUCGUGAAACAAUGAGAACACGAACCAGAGGGAGCGUGUGACAUGUUUUAAUUGUGAACGCGUGUGUGUGUUUGCUAAGGCUACUGAUUGUACAAAAAAUCCCUUGGAUUGAAAUUUUUAAUGGAUCGCAAAAUUGCUUAUGAUCAUAUAUUGUUUUUUUUUAGUAGUUUUCCAGUCAGUCAUAUUUUUUCACUCGUGUUCCGUCCAACACUUUACUUCUUGAAUAAGAAAUAAUUUUCUCCUUAAUAAAUUAAGUACAUGCCUAUUAGGUGUGGGUGAUGUGGCAAAAAUCUACCUAUCAAAAAAUCAAAUCCAGCAAAUAGAAUAUUUGCUCAAAAAUGAACAUUUAAAUGUGUUCCGAGUCGAAACGGUUAUAUAAAUGACAUUAACACUAGAGUCAGUGGUUUUUUUGACAGCAGUUGCGAUAUCCACAGCACUGUGUGUACACAGUAUUACAAUCAUCGUACGACGUUGCCAGAUCUCACGCUCCUAAUCUGCAAACCUGAGAGACAAAUCUGUGGACUCUUAAUGUGACCGUUGAUCUGCUAUGUUACGUGGAAUGAGACACCGCAUGGAGAUUUACACCGUAAUGCUAACCACAGACACUCACAGAAUCUCGCCAUGUGUCGGAUAUCCGUGUAUUUAUUAGUCAUGACUCAUCAUAUAAGAGGGUUGAUGUAAUAGUGUCCAGUGUGAAUGCUUAAUAAAUGUUACUGAAAACCUUAAAA